Molecule: messenger RNA, 2693 nt
Organism: Manihot esculenta (cassava)
Lineage: Eukaryota; Viridiplantae; Streptophyta; Magnoliopsida; Malpighiales; Euphorbiaceae
Product: 4-hydroxy-3-methylbut-2-en-1-yl diphosphate synthase (ferredoxin), chloroplastic
Exons: 20
Coding region: 236-2458 (740 amino acids)
Biological process (GO): isopentenyl diphosphate biosynthetic process, methylerythritol phosphate pathway; terpenoid biosynthetic process
Cellular component (GO): chloroplast
Molecular function (GO): 4-hydroxy-3-methylbut-2-en-1-yl diphosphate synthase activity (ferredoxin); iron ion binding
Source: RefSeq, a predicted model, not a curated record
UCUUCUCGCUUGCUCUUUGCCUUCACCCAUUCAGGCUUCAACUACAAAUCCGCCUGAAAUUUUAGUUCAGAUUCAUCUCCAGACACACGCCACGCCCUUCCCUUCCUCUCAAUCUCCUUAUUGCAGCCACUGCUUCAUUUUCUCCAGAUUCUUCGCCUUCACCAUCACCCGUCGCUCUCUCUUCACUCUGCAAUUCUGUUCCUUUCAAGGUGAGAGAGUUUGAUUCUUGGUGGAAAUGGCGACUGGAGCUGUGCCGGCGUCGUUUACUGGUCUGAAGACUAGAGACUCCAGCUUAGGAUUUGGAAAGAGCAUGGAUUUUGUGAGAGUUUGUGAUCUGAAGAGGAUCAAGUCUGGUAGGAAGAAAAUUUCAAUAAUUCGGAACUCGAAUCCUGGUCCUGAGAUGGUUGAACUUCAGCCAGCGUCAGAAGGGAGCCUUUUGUUAGUUCCUAGGCAAAAGUAUUGUGAAUCUGUACACAAGACUGUCAGGAGGAAAACACGAACUGUAAUGGUGGGAAAUGUGGCUCUUGGUAGCGAGCAUCCUAUCAGGGUUCAAACUAUGACUACGAGUGACACUAAGGAUGUUGCUGGGACAGUUGAACAGGUAAUGAGAAUAGCUGACAAGGGGGCAGAUUUGGUUCGGAUAACAGUUCAAGGGAAAAGAGAAGCAGAUGCUUGCUUUGAAAUAAAAAAUUCUCUUGUGCAGAAAAAUUACAAUAUACCUCUGGUCGCAGAUAUUCACUUUGCUCCAACUGUUGCAUUGCGAGUAGCCGAAUGUUUUGACAAAAUUCGUGUAAAUCCAGGAAAUUUUGCUGAUAGGCGGGCUCAGUUUGAGAAGCUUGAGUACACAGAAGAGGACUAUGAGAAAGAACUUGAGCAUAUUGAGCAGGUUUUUACUCCAUUGGUUGAAAAAUGUAAGAAGUAUGGAAGGGCAAUGCGUAUUGGGACAAACCAUGGGAGUCUUUCAGAUCGUAUAAUGAGCUACUACGGAGAUUCGCCUAGGGGAAUGGUUGAAUCUGCAUUUGAAUUUGCGAGAAUAUGCCGGAAAUUGGACUUCCAUAAUUUUGUGUUUUCCAUGAAAGCAAGCAACCCUGUCAUUAUGGUCCAGGCAUACCGUCUUCUUGUAGCUGAAAUGUAUGUUCAGGGCUGGGAUUAUCCAUUGCACUUGGGUGUCACUGAAGCUGGAGAAGGAGAAGAUGGACGUAUGAAAUCUGCAAUUGGCAUUGGAACUCUUCUUCAGGAUGGUUUGGGUGAUACAAUCAGGGUAUCACUUACAGAACCGCCAGAGAAGGAGAUUGAUCCUUGCAGAAGGUUGGCCAACCUUGGUAUGAGAGCUUCUGCAGUUCAACAAGGAGUGGCACCAUUUGAAGAAAAACACAGGCAUUAUUUUGAUUUCCAACGCCGAUCUGGUCAAUUACCAGUACAAAAGGAGGGUGAAGAGGUGGAUUAUAGAGGUGCCCUGCACCGUGAUGGCUCUGUUCUCAUGUCAGUUUCCUUAGACCAGUUGAAGGCACCUGAACUUCUAUACAAGUCACUUGCAGCAAAGCUUGUUGUUGGAAUGCCUUUUAAGGACCUGGCAACAGUUGACUCAAUUCUAUUAAGAGAGCUUCCACCUGUGGAGGAUAAUGAUGCUCGGCUAGCACUCAAAAGACUGAUAGAUAUUAGCAUGGGAGUUAUUACUCCUUUGUCAGAGCAGCUAACAAAGCCAUUACCCAAUGCCAUGGUUCUUGUAAAUCUUAAGGAGUUGUCAAGUGGUGCUCACAAGCUUUUGCCAGAAGGUACACGCUUGGUGGUAUCUGUGCGUGGUGAUGAGCCUUAUGAGGAACUGGAAAUCCUCAAAGACUCGGAUGCUACAAUGAUUCUUCAUGAUCUCCCAUUUACAGAAGACAAAAUUGGUAGAGUGCAUGCAGCAAGAAGGUUGUUCGAGUAUCUAUCAGACAAUGCCCUGAACUUCCCUGUAAUUCACCAUAUUCAAUUUCCAAACGCAAUUCACAGGGAUGACUUGGUCAUUGGCGCCGGUACUAAUGCAGGGGCUCUUUUAGUAGAUGGUCUUGGAGAUGGUAUCCUGCUAGAAGCCCCAGACCAGGACUUCGAUUUUCUGAGGAAUACCUCUUUCAACUUGCUCCAAGGUUGCAGAAUGAGAAACACAAAGACGGAGUAUGUGUCAUGUCCAUCCUGUGGGAGAACUUUAUUUGACCUUCAAGAAAUAAGUGCAGAAAUCCGAGAAAAGACAUCUCACUUGCCUGGUGUCUCGAUUGCAAUUAUGGGUUGCAUCGUAAAUGGGCCAGGGGAGAUGGCUGAUGCAGAUUUUGGAUAUGUUGGGGGUGCUCCUGGAAAGAUUGACCUAUAUGUUGGAAAGACUGUUUUAAAGCGCGGAAUUGCAAUGGAGGAAGCUACUGAUGCAUUGAUCCAGCUAAUCAAAGAUCAUGGCCGAUGGGUUGAUCCUCCUGCAGAAGAGUAAUUAUAUAAAAUAUCAAGUAAUUCUGAUUGGGUAUAGGAAGAAAGAGUUAUUGAAAUUCUGUUAUACAUGUAACGCAAGCACCGGAAGUUGAAAUCUAGUUUUUGCACCGUGUAGAAACAUUUCCUUUGUAUGUGAAGGUUGGUGCAAUCAGAAUAUGAUGUUCAAUUAGCAAAUACAAAUAACAUUGUAAUUCUCUCUCACCAAUAAGAAGUUGAAGAUUUCCUUUAUGUUUAAA